AUGAGUAGCGGCCUUGCCGCGAGGCUGAGGGAAUUGUCCAAAGAAGCCGACAGGUUGCAAGUAGCAGCAGUUGAGCUGGCGGAAAACAUCUCCGAACUCUGCAAUCCAGGGUCAUUUGGUGAUUGGGUCCUGGUUGACGACGCCUUUGAUCCUCUCUUUCCAGAGGAUUUUGCUGCGGUCAGAGCCUUAUUGGUUCACCACGGCCUUGAGGACGGGUUUCCUCCUAUUCCCGAGGAGUUGGUUAGGAUUGCUGCACGUGCUCUUUCAGGCACUCCCCAAGAAGUGGUUCAGAAGGCCCAAUCGGCUUUUAGAGCAGGUUUCCUAGCUCACAUUGCCCUGGCUACAUCAACUCCUUUCCUCAAGAACGAACAGGAGAGUGAGGCCGAGCAUUGCCAUUGGGUUGUUUUCUACAGGCAUACCCCGUCCAUCAACAGGGGCAUCCGUGAGAGUGCCGAGGCUGGAAAAAUGGAUAAGUCCCUUUUGAAGUUUGCACGUGACGGCGACCCAUCGCUUUUGGUGUGGAGAGUUCCAACCAUGCUGACUGAUGGUGGGGUAGCAGACCUUCAAGCUUUUGUAUUACCUUUGCUUUCAAGGGCCGGGGGUUUCCUGGCCGCAAUCCCCUUGCAAGUAGUUUUAUCCGAUGUUUUGUUGGAUGCCAUGUUGAAGGAGGAGCCUGGCACCAUUGGCCCCUCAAAGGAAUUCACUGCACAGCUUAUGGUGGAAGAGGAGAUAGGCAGUGGUGUUGUUGAUCUCUCUUCCACUGCCAAUUUUGUGGUCGUUGACCUUGACGAUACAGUUUUGAUGGAGAUGCGUGAGUAUGACAUUGUCACAGACUCUACUGAGCCUAUUGUUCCGUAUUCUGACAGCGAUCCCAACGCUUUGCCCAAGGUCAUUCAGCUUCUCCCAAUGAUUCAGGACUGGAUCGAAUCAGUUGCAAGUGAAAGGUUGGCUUUUUAUUCAGCUCGAGAGGAGCAGGAUGGCCCUACACUCCCUGCAACGAAGAAAGCUGCUGCAAAGAAGGCAGCUCGGACCACCAUUGCCACUUUGGCGUCGCAAAUGGCUACUAUGCAGCAGCAACUUCAGGCGGUUUUGGCUCAACAAGACGUUUUGGCAAAGGGGGGUGGAGGUAUGGAUGGUUUUGCAAGUCAUGCUCCCGCUCCCUCAAAUGGACCUAUGGUCGCAACCAUACCAGCUUUGUCUUCUGGUCUUGGCCUUGGUACUGUACCAAAACAGGCAGCUCUGGCGAUUGGCCCCCCUCCGCGGACAAAGGAUGCGCAACUGGAAAAUGUGGCAGAUGUAGGAGGCGAUCCUAUGUCGGACUUGGCAGGGCAUUCAGGGACAGCAGGCCUUGGCUUGAAUACCAAGGGCGUAGCAAGGCGAGAAAGGAUGCAGAGCGAAUUGGCUCAGCGCAGUUCCAACUAUUUCCUACAGGUCCAACAGCAGCUUUUCAAGAGGAUGAACCCCAGCAGAGCGGUACCCAAAAAUGCAGCCGAGCUCAGUCAAGCUGGAGCCUCUAUGACAGCUUAUUUGGAACGGUAUGGGGGCUUCAGGCAAAAUCGGGAUACAGGGCUGAUCAUGUGGAUUCUUGCUCAUGCCAUGGACUCUGCUUCCCAAGACGAUUUCCAUGGGACCAAGGAGUACUUGGCUCUGCUGGUGGCAGCUCUCGAACAGAGCACGCUGGAUGGGGGAUGGGGUGUAGCCUAUGUGUUGUCUCUGAUGGAAGAGCCGCCUCAGCAGCUCUUCAUGGAGCGCAUGACUCCGGUCUCAGCGACCGGGAGGCCGUUCUCUCCUCUUGUCCCUCCCAGCUGGGCUGCAGUGGCACUGAGCUACCUGAAGGAGUUGGAAGUCCUUUCAACACGCAAGACCGAGAUGAGGACUCCCUUUUCAGCCUUUUUGCACAGAUCCAUCUGCUUGCUUCGGGGCCCGCUUGUGCGGUCUGCCUCGACACUGACCUUUUUCCCUGUGCCAGUCUUUGACCGAGACCAAUUUCGCAGGAAGCCUUCAGGUUUGUCAUCCCUCAAGAGGCGCAACUGUCACCUACAUCGAGCCAUCCACGUCAUUUGCAUGGCGCUGAAUUUUUGGUUUUUUGGGGGUCGAUGGGUUGCUGAUGAUGAACUGAAGAGGGAGCCCAAUGCCGAGCACAUCAACUUGUAUGCAAGGCUUGCUUCUUUGAUUAGGUCAGACGGCCUGGCUGAAUCCUUCAAUUUGGCGAAGUCGGGUCGAAAACAUCCCGAAUUACUUGCACGACUUUCUGAGCUUAGCAAUCUGCUGACUGUUCAGGGUGGAGCUUCAUGCGGCUAUGAGAAGGGUUUUGCUGGAGUUGAUGUUCCUAAGGACAGUUCCGCAGCGCCUGAACUGACCCCAUUCGUUGAUUUGGACGCCUCCCGGUUGAGGAUUUAUGGUAGCGGCCAUUGGGAUGUUACAAGCCAUUUGCAUGAUGAACUUGUGCUUGCAUACCGUGAACCCAGGAGCCUUCUUGCUGACUUGCCCCUGGGCGACCACCCCAAAUGUCGCGACUCGCAGGAGGAGGUAGCCAAACUUGCUCAUCUCUGGGAUCAGGCAGGACUACUUCGGUUGUCUCGCUGCCAACGUCCUCUGGGUUCUUUGGUAAAAGUCUUCAACUGCUACAAAAAUGCUGAAAUGGACCGCCAAAUUGGCGAUAGGUCGGAUAGACUUCUUCAGGGCCUUGUGAUUGAUGAUUACUUCGCCGCAAGUGUUGAGGACAGGAAGACAGUCAAUUCUGCAAGCAUAGCCGCAGCAUGUUACAAUAGAAGCCAGCUCGCAUAUGAAGCGGCGGACCUCCUGGGGUCUCCUACAAAGGAUGUGGUGGGCGAAAACGAGGGCAAGCUUCGAAUUGCCCUGUCCUUCAUUACAUUGGCAUUAUGCAAUUUGGGUUGCACAACAGAUGUUUUACAUCUUCGCCUUAUUGGAGACCUGGGUGCUGAAUAUUUUCCUGCACUGUUUGCCACGGAUGCCUCCUCCUUCAAGGGGGCGAUCUGCUGGGCCCCACAGGAACCUAGGGUUCUUCGGACCAUUUGGAAGAGUUGCCGGUCCAAGGGAAGUUACACCAGGUUGCUUUCGCCAGCUGAGCAAGUUUUGCGGAACAAUGGGCUUUUUGAUGAGGAAAAGUUGCAGGGAAGGAGGAUGCUAGGGCCUGAUCGCCCUCUUGCCUAUGAGUUUGAUUUCAUUGAGGUGUUUUCUGGUGCAAGUUUGGUAACGAAGGCCAUUGCUGCAAAAGGGUGGAGCGUUGGACCACCAUUGGACAUUAGCAUUUCACAAGAGUAUGACCUUUCGUCAGUCUAUAUCUGUGAAUGGCUUACCUUCCUCCUUGCUGAGAAGAGACUCAAAGGCGAGGUGCGCUGUGAUUCCUGUGCCUUUGGCUCGGAGCACCUGAAGCCCUUCCGUUUCCUGGGGGUCAAUGUUCGUAGGAGGAGGGCGGAAGCUCUUGAUGUUGACAUCUCAGGUUUGGAAAACCAAUUGGUCAAUGAAGCUGCUUUGGCCUCAAAGUGGGAAGUCUUGAAGUCGUGGAAUUUCAGAAAACAGAGCCAUAUAAAUAUCCUGGAAGAGGCUGCAGUGCUUCGCCUGGUCAACUUUCUGGCUACUUAUCGACGUCCUUUGAGGGCUUCUGCGUUGGUUGAUAGCUUUGUUGUUCGAGGUGCCACCUCCAAAGGUCGCUCUUCAUCGCGUGGGUUGUCAACUAUACUGCGAAGGGUAGGGGCAACUUGUGUUGCGGCAGCCCUGUAUUUGACCUUGCCAUUUGUCCCUACACGUUGGAACCCAGCGGAUGACCCAACACGUGACGCAGUUUUGAGACCUUCGUAUGGAAGCCUGGGUGUUGAAAGCUGGGAUGAUUUGGAUCUGUUUCUUUUGUCCGAGCUGCCAAAAACCAAGCGUUGGGCCUCUCUAUGGAUGAGAAUGGUUUUACGUUUGAUAGGGUCUGCCUGUUUGCAUUUCUCAGAUAGGUCUCUUUUUAGGCAAACAGUCCUAACUCGCUAUGAGGCCACAGGUCAUGAGUCUGAGCAAAAAGGCUUUGAUAGCUCGCUUGGUUUCCCGGGCGAAGGCCCUGCUAUGACCAACCAGCCCCAAAUAGUUGGAUUCCGCUCUAUGUCUUGCAGGCUUUUAUUUGGACUUCCAUCAUUUCAUGGAUUUGCCCUUUGGACUUUUCUCCACUCUCUUUUCUUCGUCCCGGCCACCUGGAUUGCUGCUGUGUUGAGGGGGGUGCUUUGUCUCUUCUUAUUUUUCCCUAGGGGGCUGUGGUUUUCUGUGGGUCUGCUUGCUUUUGCUCCGGCCGCGAAUGCCAUGCCGAUCUUUCCUCGGACUGCAGGUGAGAGGUCAAAAGCAGCCAUAAGACAGAAUAGACCUCCGGUGCCAUCAGGGCGGCCAGUUUUACCUGUCACUAUGUAA
Cladocopium goreaui is the source of this 4404-nucleotide messenger RNA. NCBI's taxonomy places the organism in Eukaryota, Dinophyceae, Suessiales, Symbiodiniaceae. The record is from the annotation of a GenBank genome assembly.